AUUAGGCAUUAUCUGCAGCAGCAGCAGUUAUCUCCAGAUACAGACAAGCCUCGGUGACAAGCCCAAACGCGGAGAGGACAACUACAAGUUUUUCGACUGUCGCUUAUUUUCGCUGAAGUUUGAAUUCUGGGCUAAAAUCAAGAAGAAAGAAGAGACUGGGAACCUCGACGGCGAUAUUCAAUCAAGUCACUUGGAAGAGAGGGUUCCCGACUUUAUCACCAACCAUCCUUAUCUGGAAAGAAUUUCAUUUUCUGUGGCCUCUGAUCAGGAAACCAUCGCAUUUGGAGAUUUUGGACGUUAACAAGGUUUUUAACUAGCCUACAAUCUGGGCGAAUUUUGAGAUUUCGAAAUCUAGCUUAUUCACUGGAUAUAUCAUGUAUUCGAGCCUGGCUUUAUCUUCCAACCCGUCCCCCUACGCACACGAUUCCGGGAACUACAUCCAUCCGUCUGCCAGCUCACCUGUGUAUGUACCCACCACUCGUGUACCAGCCAUGCUCCAGACCUUGCCCUACCUACAGACUUGCGAGUCCAGCCACCAAGCCCAUGGGAUCAGCAGUCACCACGCCUGGCCACAGACUGGCACCGAUAACUCUUCGUUCAACCCCGGUAGCCCUCAUCCACCGCCCGGUUUCUCUUAUUCGCACAGUCCGCCAGUGAGCAGCAGCACCGGCAGGGACGCCGCGUACCAGAACCCGUUAAUGUUAAGUAACGGCGGCCGUGCGGAUCAAUAUGGAAGUGCCCUGGUGCGCUCCGUCGGUGGCUCUUAUUCCAGCCCGUACGCGGCCUACAUGAGCCCGGAGAUGGCAACCUCAUGGACGCCUGGGCCCUUUGAUGGCGGCAUGAUCGGUCUUCAGGGACGCCAGGGAACUCUACCGGGAAGGAGGUCCAGUAUAGACAUGCUGGAUGACCUGCCGUGUGAAGGGCGCGAGUGUGUGAACUGCGGCUCAAUCUCAACGCCGCUGUGGAGAAGAGACGGAACCGGACACUACCUGUGCAACGCGUGCGGCCUUUACCACAAGAUGAACGGCAUCAAUCGACCUCUUAUCAAACCACAGAAACGCCUGCAAAGCACAUCACGACGAGCAGGUCUGUGUUGCACUAACUGUCAUACUAGUACGACAACACUGUGGAGGAGAAACGCAGAGGGAGAGCCAGUCUGCAAUGCAUGUGGACUUUACAUGAAGCUUCAUGGGGUACCAAGGCCAUUAGCUAUGAAAAAAGAAAGCAUUCAGACAAGGAAACGCAAACCAAAGAUGCCCAAAACCAAAUCAUCCUCAGGGUCAACAGUGUCUGGCGCUACGUCUCCCACUUCACUGCCUGUGUCAGAAAACGCCUCUACAAUAAAAAGUGAACCUAGUAUCGCAGCUUCUCCAUAUGCAGGCCAAACCGUUGUCUCGGUCACACAGGCAUCGACACAGUUGGAUAGUGCCAGUUCUGCCCAUGUGGACAUCAAAUAUGAAGACUACACAUACACCCCGACGUCGAUCGCCCCACAGAACUCCUGGUGUGCUCUGUCUCAAGCGUGAUCCGAGACCUCCACUGAAACCUCUCUGGCAUGGGAGAAAAGACUUUUAACUGAAUCUACCUAAUAGGACUUUUACACAAAUGUAGACAGACGGUGCUUAGGAAAGCAAGACAUUGACAGUAAUUUGUGCUACUUUUCCUCCUUGAUUUAUGGUGGCAUAUCUAUGAUGUCACGGCCAAUUCAUGCAAUUCCACCAAAAAUAUGGUGGAUGACAAGCAGCGCCUCUGUAACAGUUCUUGAGUUCCAAUGAUCGGGAGGACAAAAAACAUGCUUUUUAUGGCUACUGAACGUUUCAUGGCUUAGUUGUUAAUGAUUACCUUUUAAGAUACAUUAUUUAUGUUGAGAUAAGAAUGGUGGAGGCACACAAGUCUCUCUCCCAUAAUUCCCUUUAUCCUUCAGGGAAUGCGUCUUUAUGGUCGUUAUGACUUGAGAUCGCAUACUUUCCCUGGAUGAGGCCUUUUAAAAGUUUCCUUGUUGUCUUUGCUGAUUCCAGACUCUGUCAAUGUUGUAUUGUAUUCCUCCGAUGAUCUGAAGUGCAAUGACCCGCGCCGCUUUUCAGCCGAUUUUGAAAAGGGACACGUUUAUAUUAAUUGUUUCGAAAUUCUGUGUUUUGUUUUUUGUCAGAAUAUGUUAACCUAAAUUUAUUUGAUGUAUUUUGUUGAUAUAUAUUGGAAUUAUAUCGUUU
Messenger RNA from Danio rerio (zebrafish), 2210 nucleotides. RefSeq names its product GATA binding protein 5 (gene gata5). The record is from RefSeq and is marked provisional. Gene Ontology annotation, biological process: positive regulation of DNA-templated transcription; regulation of transcription by RNA polymerase II; regulation of DNA-templated transcription. Gene Ontology annotation, cellular component: nucleus. NCBI's taxonomy places the organism in Eukaryota, Metazoa, Chordata, Actinopteri, Cypriniformes, Danionidae. Gene Ontology annotation, molecular function: sequence-specific DNA binding; zinc ion binding; DNA-binding transcription factor activity, RNA polymerase II-specific.